This is a messenger RNA of Lactuca virosa, 1458 nucleotides long. NCBI's taxonomy places the organism in Eukaryota, Viridiplantae, Streptophyta, Magnoliopsida, Asterales, Asteraceae. The record is from the annotation of a GenBank genome assembly.
AUGAUCAGAAACUCACCGCCAGGAAAUAUCCCGGCGAAUUCAUACAAUGAUGGCAAUGUACAACGGCAGAAGCCGGCGGGAAAGUUAAAAAGCAACAACGAUCAUCAUCCCAUGGAUAUUGGGGAUCAGCUGUCUUUUCGUUUGAACAAUCGCCCCCCGCCAUUAGAGGAUAUUGAUUCACCGACGGAGGAUGACGCAUCUCUACGGGAUUCAUAUACAUCACGUCUGCUCUUUGGUCCUUCGACAUCGCACCAGCUGUCACCGUUGACAAGAUCUCCAUGGUCGUCUUACGUAGAAAAAUCCUUGCCGGAUUGCUCUGAUUCUCAUUCUAAUUACACUGGUUUAUUGGCUUCCCUCGUCCGUGAAGAAGGGAAUAUAUAUUCGUUAGCUGCGACGGGGGAUUUGCUCUAUACCGGAUCUGAUAGCAAGAACAUUCGCGUUUGGAAAAGCCAAAAGGAAUUUUCCUGGUUCAAAUCUAAUAGCGGGUUGGUUAAAGCAAUCGUAAUCGCCGAUGAGAAAAUCUUCACCGGCCACCAGGACGGAAAAAUUAGGGUUUGGAAGGUUUCGCCUAGGAACCCUAGCUCCCAUAAAAGGAUUGGAACGUUGCCCACUUUCAAAUCCGUGGUGAAAAAAUCGAUGAAACCAAAGAAUUACACCGAAGUGAGAGGAACUCAAAGAAUUUGGAUCAAACAUUUCGAUGCAAUUUCUAGUCUUAGCUUCAGCGAAGAUCAAUCGCUUCUUUAUUCAGGUUCAUGGGAUACGACGAUUAAAGUUUGGAAGGUAUCAGAUUUCAAGUGCUUGGAGUCAAUAACUGCACAUGAAGACGCCAUCAACUCGGUGGUCACCGGAUUCGAUGGUAUGGUUUUCUCAGGAUCAGCAGAUGGAACAGUGAAAGCAUGGAGGAGGGAGUUUCAAGGGAAGAGAACGAAGCAUUUCUUUAUCGACAACUUGUUGAAGCAGGAAUGCGCAGUUACGUCGUUGAUUGUUAACCAGUCGGGGACGGUGCUUUACUGUGGCUCCUCCGAUGGAUUUUUGCAUUUCUGGGAACGAGAGCGGUUAUUGUCCCGCGGAGGGCUUUUGAGAGGCCAUAAGCUGGCGGUUCUAUGCUUGGCGGCGGCGGGUAAUUUGGUUUUCAGCGGUUCAGCGGAUACGAACAUUUGUGUGUGGAGGAGAGAAGGAGGAGGAGAACAUAAAUGUUUGUACAUGUUGAGCGGACAUACUGGGCCGGUGAAGUGUUUAGCGGUGGAGGAUGAGCGGCGGGUGGGGAUGGCGGUGUCCCGGUGUAAUAAUAGUAACAGGGUUUGGACGGUGUACAGUGGAAGUUUGGAUAAGUCGGUGAAGGUAUGGAGGGUGUCUACAGAAACGGAAACGGAAAGCCGACAACCGACGGCGAGUGCACCGUCACACCGCCGGAGAAACUCUUCUUCAGGACAAAUCUUCGCACGCAGGCGAGAUUGA